AUGGAAACUUCAACACCCUUAAUUGGUAAUUCUCUACAUUCUAGACAUUCACCUUUUUUAACUGGGCAUGUAUUUAAUAGUUAUCAUAGUGAAACUCAGAUUAUUAGAUAUAUGAAAAGACUUGAAAAUAAAGAUCUCUCACUUGUCCAUUCAAUGAUUCCCCUCGGUUCUUGUACUAUGAAAUUAAAUGCAAGUUGUGAAUUAAUUCCUAUAAGUUGGCCGAAAUUAGCUAAUAUUCACCCUUUUGUACCUACAGAACAAACAAAAGGAUAUUCUAAAAUUUUUAAUGAUUUGGAACGUUGGUUGUGUGAACUUACUGGUUAUGAUAAAUUCUCUUUACAGCCAAAUAGUGGGGCUAAUGGUGAAUAUGCUGGUAUGUUAGCGAUUCGUGGUUAUUUCCAUUCUAAAGGGGAGGGCCAAAGAAAUAUUUGUUUAAUACCUGUAUCUGCCCAUGGAACUAACCCAGCUACUGCACAUAUGGCUAAUUUUAAAGUUGUCCCAGUUGAAUCAGAUAAACAUGGAAAUAUUAAUUUUAAAGAUCUCUCUGAUAAAUGUGAACGUUUUUCUAAUGAAUUAGCAUGUGCAAUGAUUACAUAUCCUGUAAGAUUAUUUUUUCAAAAUUAA
Messenger RNA from Meloidogyne enterolobii, 624 nucleotides. The record is from the annotation of a GenBank genome assembly. NCBI's taxonomy places the organism in Eukaryota, Metazoa, Nematoda, Chromadorea, Rhabditida, Meloidogynidae.